Messenger RNA from Macadamia integrifolia, 1411 nucleotides. RefSeq names its product GDSL esterase/lipase At4g10955-like. Lineage: Eukaryota; Viridiplantae; Streptophyta; Magnoliopsida; Proteales; Proteaceae. Bases 234 to 1253 code for a protein of 339 amino acids. The record is from RefSeq and is a predicted model, not a curated record. Gene Ontology annotation, biological process: lipid metabolic process. The transcript has 2 exons.
CUGACCUGUGUUGUCAAUACACCAAAGUGAUCAGAGAGAGAGAGAGAGAGAGAGAGAACCAAAGUGCUCACAUGUUCAGUUCACUGCUGAUUCAAGAAUCUGUUUUACAGCAUCUUACCCUAACCCCUCUCCCCAUUUUGAGUUUUUGCAGUCUAUAUUGAUCAUUGUUCCUGGUGAUUCUCUCUUGUAAAUUGGAGAAUCAGGAAGAGGAGGAGAGAAGAAUACAGAGGGUAAUGGCCUCUGACAAGUACAUCUUCCACCUUACAGGACCUUCACACCUAAUAACUGUUGAUUGGAAUAAUUCACAUCACCAUAGAUCUGUUGCUGCUAGCUUGGUACAUGGUGUCUAUGUCUUAGAAGACGACUACCAGAGGAAUCGUAAAGGACCUGAAUCUCUUGCUCCACCCUGGUGGGGGUUCUUCCAUUUUCAGUUACUUCAUUGCCUCAUGGAUAAUAAUUCCAUCUUUGGUGCUGUUUACGAAUUCAAACCCCCGAAUUCGAAUUUUCACCGAUCAAUCCAGAAGGCCCCAAGAUAUGUCAUUGCCUUCCAAGGCACUGUCUUCAGGCCAGGCUCCUUCACCUGCGACCUUAGAUCAGUUAUCCUUACAGUCAAGAACGAGGUUAGUGUAACCUCGCGCUUCGAGAUUGCAAUUCAAACAGUCCAGAACAUGGUUGCUGCAGUUGGAGCUUCAAAUACAUGGUUAACUGGUCAUUCUUUGGGCUCUACAUUGGCUAUGCUUACUGGAAAGAACAUGGCCAGGACAGGUAUUUAUCUCCAAGCUUUUCUCUUUAAUCCACCAUUCUUGUCUACUCCAUUUGAGUGGAUUAAGGAUGAGAAACUGAAAGAAUGUAUCAGAGUCACAAGAAGUUUUAUCACAGCUGGACUCGCCAUUGUCCUAAAGGAUCCACGCCAGAGGUCAGGAUUAGAAGAUGAUUUUGUUGCCUUGUCUUCAUGGGUUCCAUGUUUGUUUGUUAAUCCAGCGGAUCCCAUCAGCUCAGAGUAUAUUGGUUAUUUUGGGAAUAGGAAACAGAUGGAGGAGAUUGGAGCAAGGAAAAUUGGAGAACUAGCUACUCAGAAUUCCAUCCCUAAUCUUCUGUUUGGGAAGAAAGAAUCAGAACCUUUGCAUGUCCUUCCAUCCGCAAAUCUUACCAUUAACUUGAGCUCAUCAUCAAAUUCUAAACUAGCUCAUGAGAUUUUCCAAUGGUGGAGCAAAAAGGUGCGUUUGCACAGUAAGCUAUACCAAUACAAAUGAAAGUGAUCAAAAGUUCCUAUGUGUUUAUGGUUGUACUCCAAUAAGAAGCUAAGUAUUCCCUCCCUAUGUGGGAUAGAUAUAAAUUGUCUUUUCAAUCCGGGUAUGCCUGGACUUUAAAAUCCUGUACAUCUUUAUAUUAUUAAUAUACUCUUUGCUGA